This is a messenger RNA of Scatophagus argus, 5015 nucleotides long. RefSeq names its product solute carrier family 8 member 2a (gene slc8a2a). Bases 372 to 3143 code for a protein of 923 amino acids. The record is from RefSeq and is a predicted model, not a curated record. The transcript has 14 exons. Gene Ontology annotation, cellular component: sarcolemma; axon; postsynapse. Gene Ontology annotation, biological process: calcium ion import across plasma membrane; sodium ion transmembrane transport; cell communication. NCBI's taxonomy places the organism in Eukaryota, Metazoa, Chordata, Actinopteri, Scatophagidae. Gene Ontology annotation, molecular function: calcium:sodium antiporter activity.
CACUUGGGAGGAGACAGUGAACGCAGCACGUCAUUCGCCGCGUGGGCUCACAGCAUCACCACCGUUAGUUAACGGCAAUGUGAGUUAACGGGAAAGUUCACUUUGUGAAUUCAGCUGUGUGUCGAGACGGGGAUAGUUUUACCACGCGUGUGUUCCCAGACUUUCAGAAGCAAUGCCAGCCUGUGGUGGAGCCGUGCCAUAAACUAAAAGUUUCACAGCCAUAUUAGGGAGAAAGGGAUGUCGUCCAGAGGUUCACUGCCAUUCAAGUGGGAUUACCAUCAGUUAACAGGACAUCAGAAAAAAAUAUUGUGAAUCCUCUGACCCAGCACCUCCCCCAGUCAACCUCAGGCCCCUCCUGACUCAGGUUCAUCAUGGGACCUCUCCCCGUUCACCUUUCCGUACUCGUCUUGCUCCUUCUCUCCCUCCUCCUCCUGGCCCAACCCUGUAGCUCCUUCAGGCCCCAGGUUGUGGAGCGAGCCUCUGGCCCCGAGCAGCCUCAGGCCUCUGGUAAUGCAACGGGAUCUGGCAAGCGAACGUGUUCGGGUACUGUGGUGUGUAAGCCCGGAAUCGUGCUACCAGUGUGGUUGCCACUCAACCCUCCCUUGGGGGAGCAGGCAGGGAGGGCAGUCAUCUACUUCAUCUGUCUCAUGUACAUGUUCUUGGGGGUGUCUAUCAUUGCAGACCGCUUCAUGGCAUCUAUUGAAGUCAUCACCUCUCAGGAGAAAGAGGUGACCAUCACCAAACCCAAUGGUGAAACUACAGUAACAACAGUGAGAGUCUGGAAUGAAACUGUGUCCAACCUCACACUCAUGGCCCUGGGCUCCUCGGCGCCUGAGAUCCUCCUUUCUGUUAUUGAGGUGUGUGGGCACAACUUUGAUGCAGGGGAGCUGGGCCCAGGCACCAUAGUGGGCAGCGCUGCCUUCAACAUGUUAGUGAUAAUCGGUCUGUGUGUGUGGGUGAUCCCAGAUGGGGAAUCUCGCAAAAUCAAACACCUGCGAGUGUUUUUUGUUACGGCAUUCUGGAGUAUUUUUGCGUACAUUUGGCUCUACAUCAUACUGGCUGUCAUCUCACCUGGGAUUGUAGAGGUGUGGGAGGCUGCAGUGACGUUGCUUUAUUUUCCGGUGUGUGUUAUCUUGGCUUGGAUCGCCGACCGUCGCCUACUCUUUUACAAAUACAUUCACAAGCGUUACCGUGCUGACAAGAGGCACGGCAUUGUGGUGGAAAUGGAAGGUGACCUCGCCCCCAAAGGCAUUGACAUGAUCAUGGAUGGAAAGUUGUCAGAUGUCAGUUCGUGCCCUGGAAACUCCUCCAGUGUGACAGUCUCUGUGCAGACAGGCAGUGAACUAGACCAGAACAAAGAUGAGGUAGUCCGCAUCCUGAAAGACCUGAAGGAGAAACACCCAGACAAGGACCUGGACCAGCUGAUUGAGAUGGCCAACUACUCUGCUCUGGUUCACCAGAAGAAGAGUCGUGCCUUCUACCGUGUCCAGGCAACACGUAUGAUGAUUGGUGCUGGGAACAUAUUAAAGAAACAUGCUGCUGAGCACUCACGUCGCUCAGGCCAGGGGGGUGACAUGGCCACAUGCUCACACAUUUGUUUUGAAAGUGCCCAGUAUCAGUGCACAGAGAAUUGUGGUUCUCUGAGUCUUGGAGUUAUCCUUGAAGGGGGCACGGGCCAGAACACAUUUUAUGUGGACUACUGUUCCGAAAAUGGCUCUGCCAAUGCUGGAGCAGACUAUGAAUUCACUGAAGGAACCCUGGUCUUUAAGCCAGGAGAGACCCGCAAAGAGAUCAAGGUGGGCAUUUUAGAUGAUGACAUCUUUGAGGAAGAUGAGCAUUUCUUUAUGCGUCUUCACAACCUGAGGUUAGAAGAAGGUGGAAAUGAAGACACAGGAAGUCCACCCAAAGGUAGACUAGUUGAACCGCUGGUUGCCACCAUCACUAUCUUGGACGAUGACCAUGCUGGGAUCUUCACCUUUGGCCAGCAAGUUCUGCGAGUGAGUGAGAGCACUGGCACGUUGACAGUGACAGUGGUGAGGAACUCAGGCUCCAGGGGCACUGUUGCUGUGCCGUACCAUACAGAGGACGGGACUGCUAAGGCUGGAGUGGACUACGAGGAGACCAGAGGGGAGCUGGAAUUCACCAAUGAACAGACCAGUCAGGUCUUAAAGGUACAUAUUAUAAAUGUGGAGGAGUAUGAGAAGCAGGAAAACUUCUUCAUUGUGCUUGAGGACCCCAAAUGGUUGAAGCGAGGACUCUCUGCACUGCUGCUAAACCAGGGCAACCCCACCCCUGAAGAAGAAGAAGCCCGGAGGAUCUCUGAGAUGGGUAAACCCAUUCUAGGAGAGCACAGCAAGCUAGAAGUCAUCAUAGAAGAAUCUUGUGAAUUUAAGAACACAGUGGACAAACUCCUGAAGGACACAAAUCUGGCCUCAGUGAUUGGCACUCGCUCGUGGAGAGAGCAGUUUAUUGAAGCAGUCACAGUCAGUGCAGGUGACGAAGACGAGGAGGAAGGACAGGAGCAGCGAACACCGAAUUGCUUUGACUACUUCAUGCACAUAUUGUGCAUUUUUUGGAAGAUUCUGUUUGCCUGUAUCCCACCCACUGAGUACUGGAAUGGCUGGGCAUGUUUCAUGGUGUCAAUCUCUGUCAUUGGUUUCUUAACAGCCAUAAUUGGAGACCUCGCUUCCCAUUUUGGCUGCACAGUUGGCCUUAGAGACACUGUCACUGCAGUGGUCUUUGUAGCACUGGGGACUUCACUUCCUGAUACUUUUGCCAGUAAAGUGGCUGCCACUCAGGACCAGUAUGCUGAUGCAUGUGUGGGAAAUGUGACAGGAAGCAAUGCGGUUAAUGUGUUUUUGGGCAUUGGAGUGGCCUGGACUGUGGCUGCUGUAUACUGGGAAGUCAAAGGUAAGGUCUUCCGUGUGGACCCCGGCUCACUGGCCUUCUCCGUCACACUCUUCACCAUUUUUGCAUUCUUCUCAAUGGGAGUGUUAAUGCUGCGCCGCAGGCCGUCCAUAGGUGGUGAACUGGGAGGUCAGCGGAUCCCCAAAAUCCUCACUUCACUGCUGUUCUUUGGACUCUGGUUCCUAUACAUCCUCUUCUCCAGCUUGGAGGCCUAUUGCCAUAUACAGGGCUUCUGAGAGAGCACAGCUGGGCAGAGCAGUGACUCCACAACAUCAAACACUCAUCACAAGGACAUUAAGCUGUACAGUACGGUUACAGUAACUACUGCUGAGAUCAUCGCUUGACAGUUGCUGCCAUGGUUAUAGACACACUCCAGACUCGUACAUGCAAAUCUGUUAGUCACAUCCACUGCCGGACAGCUCCAGUCAGUACAAUUGACUGUGACAGCAAUGAAGUGGACUCAUAUAACAUGUACUGACUGUCUCUGAUACAUGGCCAGCAUGUACUCUGUGAAGUCACAGAUGCUAAUGCUUGAUGCCAGAUUUCAUUUUUUUUGUUCUUCUUUUUCCUCACACUUCAAAAGGCUGGCUCAGAUUAGACUGCCUAAUAUAGUAUUUAAAUCGGAAAAUCAAUGACAGCUGCUUUUACACAGAUGAGCAAUGUAACUGAUGAUAUACACCAAGCUGCCCAGAUACAGUAAGAUAAUGGUUGCAGAACACCAGUCUGUUUUGUGUUGUAGCAGGACACCUUUGAAUGUAUCAUCUUAUAUCAUGGCUACCACAGGCAAAAGUAGACGCUGUGUUAAAACUGUCAUCCAUUUUUAAAGUUAGUUUGUUGUCAGUAAGCAUUAACCCAUAAUCGGGUCUGUUUGAACAGUUGAGGUUAAUUGGUAACACAGGGCAAAGCAAAAGUACUGUUGCUAUGGCUACAGUUACCUCUAGAUUUUGUGCACAGAUUUAGCUCAAUAGUUAAACCGUUGACUGGAAGUGCUGUCUUGAGUGAGUUGUCUUCGUGUAUAAUUUUGAAUGGAACCGCCACAUAAUUAGAAGCAAGUGUUUUGGCUGCAGUAUAAAUACUGAGCUCAGUUUGGUGACUAAACUGCAGUCUGGGAGAUAAGAUGUGGUUGUGUAAUAUCUCUCACUGACAAUCAUUGUGCAUCUCUGUUGAGUUAUGUGACGCAAGGCAUUUAUUGUAAUGUAAUGCACCUAUUGAGUUUGAUCUCAGUAUAAGUAUUGAAAAUAGGAAUGAUCACAAGUGCACUACUUAUACCAAUAUUGAAAUGUAUAAUUCACAACGAAUUACACAGGGAAUGGAUUUUGUAAUAAGCUGAGGAAUAGUAUCUGCCAUUGAGUGUUUCUGUUUGAAAGUGAUGGUCCAUUCACCCUUGAAGUCUUAUCUGUUUAUUUGUCAAUGCUGCAAUUUAAUGUCUUUGUAAUUUAAUGUAUUUGAUCUGACAUGAACAAAAACAUAUUGUAAUUUAUUGUAAAUUGUCAUACCGAUAAUUACAUUGACAUUUUAAAUGAAUGUGUCGCCACUGGAUCCAUCACCUGCACUUGUUCUGCUGUAUCACUUUCUCAUUAGUGCACAAGAAGAAGACAGAUUAUCUUAAGACAUGCAAUUGAAGACAUUUGCUCUGGUUUGGGUCACACUCACUUUAAUACAUAUUAUGCCCUUAAAUUCUGAAUUUCAUGUUAAAGACAAAAAUGUUAUUUUAGGAUUGUGCAUCAACUUGUUUUUGUAGCAUACAGGUCAUUUUACACUAGAGGUGAAACAUGGAGCGGAAGUUUUUUUUUCUCCUGACCAUUUUCAAAGUUUUGGCAUUUGUAAUGGUCGUUUGGGAAUACAAAUAAACCACAUGAACAAGAAUGAAUAAGCAUCAGUAAAGCACAAUUUCAGCACUAUCUCAAACCCUAAGUGGUUGUAAAUUAUAUCAUAGAGUUUUGUUAACAAGGAGUGAAAGUACUGCCGUUUAGGUUAAUGUUUUAUAGUCAUGAGUGGCAGUUUGCUAACAGAUUAGCAAACAACUAUUCAAAAUGUUUAACCCAUGGUGGUGUCCACCGCCUCUAGUGGAGGCCGCCUUUGUGGACGUAAUACAUUCUAAGUCAGAG